ACGGAACCUUACAUUGCAACGAAAUCCUUUUGACUCUGAAAUACAACCAARUUGACGUGAAGAGAAUUCUUUCCAAAAUAUAUUGACGAUGCCAGCAAAAGCUUUGGGGAAAUCGAAACCCGAGACAGUCUUCUCAGGUUUCAAGGGUGUCACCAAAGAAUCAACCAACAAGCUAUUUUCUCCUGUUUAUCCACCUCGAACUAAAAGUAAGUUUCAGUUGGGCAGAGUCAGAGCAAGUCCAUAUGGUUCUUGCCUUGACUCGAUUAAAGGUGGAGAAGGCACUGUUGCUUGGGAGGAAUGGCGUGAAGAAAACCUUCCGCCUCUGACAGUCCCACGCGAGGGUUACGGACACAUCUACGGCCAGGAAACUAUCGACGAAGUAGACGGAACCGAUCUAGGGGAUGCCAAUCCAGAAAUAUCUGCUACGGGAGAUGCAUCAUUGAAAAAUCCUCACGACUUCGGGUCGACCAAAACUCCCGAUGACGCUCCGGUCGGUUCUCUCAAAGACAAGUGGAGAUUGCUCCCACACUUUUUGAAGAUGCGGUCUUUGAUGCGACAACAUAUUGAUUCAUUUGAUCACUUUGUCAACGUCGAAAUGAAGCAGAUUGUCCAGUCGCCAAGUGCUCGAGAGAUUCGAUCAGAACAUGAUCCAAAUUUCUAUCUACGAUAUACUGACUGUUGGUUGGGGGAACCAAGCGUUGAGGAAGACUCUUACGCUACUUCGACCGCGACACCCUUCCAAUGCCGACUGCGGGAUUGUACAUAUUCCGCACCUAUAUACGUCAACGUUCGAUAUACACGUGGACGACAGAUCGUUGUUAAGAGGAAAGUUAAAAUAGGGCAAAUGCCGAUCAUGUUGCGGUCGCAAAAAUGCAUUUUGUACGAAAAAUCAGAACACGAGCUAGCAAAAUUGAAAGAAUGCCCUUACGAUCCUGGUGGGUAUUUUGUUGUCAAGGGUGUUGAAAAAGCUAUUCUAAUCCAAGAGCAACUUUCCAAGAAUCGUGUCAUUCUAGAAAAGGAUGCUAAGGGAGAAAUCUGCGCAAGUAUCACGUCGUCAACACACGAGCGCAAAUCCAAGGCAUAUAUUUCGAUGAAACACGGGAGGGUUUAUUUGAAAAAUAACACGUUGGGAGAAGAUAUUCCAAUCGCUACUGUAUUAAAGGCAAUGGGUGUUGAGAGUGAUGUUGAGGCAGUGCAACUUGUUGGGAGCGAACCAUAUAUCGUCAAUGCUUUGGCUCUAUCUUUGGAAGAGUCGAGCAAAAUGGGCAUCCACACCCGACUUCAGGCGCUCAAGUUUAUUGGCUCAAAGAUUAGACGCAAUGCAAAUUCUUAUCGCAGACCAAUGCCUCCCGAGGACGAAGCGAGAGAAAUUCUUGACCGUGUUGUUCUGAGUCAUGUGCCAGUGCACCAUUUUGAUUUCCGAGCCAAGGCUAUUUACGUCGGGCAUAUCACCCGCCGAGUUCUGCUCGUCCAUCUUGGAAAGAUGUCGUUGGAUGAUAAAGAUUAUUAUGGAAACAAGAGAUUAGAAUUGGCGGGCAAUCUAUUAUCGCUUCUUUUUGAGGAUUUAUUCAAAAUUUUUAGCAAGGACUUGAAGCGACAAGCCGACAUGGUCCUUUCCAAACCGAAUCGAGCACAGGCGUACGAUGUUGUGAAAUCCAUUCGGCCGGACACUAUUACGAAUGGUAUGAUCCAGGCAAUUGCCACAGGAAAUUGGGUUUUGAAACGAUUCAGAAUGGAUCGAGCUGGAGGUAAGUCCAUCUGUUUGUUAAAAAAUUCUCCGAGGCCGUGUUCGUGUCUCACAAAUACUGUUUCGAUACCAAUAAUUACGAAUCCGUAGUUACUCAGGUUCUGUCGAGAUUAUCUUACAUGUCUGCGAUGGGGAUGAUGACCAAAAUCCAGAGUCAAUUUGAAAAAACAAGAAAGGUCAGCGGACCUCGUUCGUUACAAGCUAGUCAGUGGGGUAUGCUAUGUCCUGCAGAUACUCCAGAAGGAGAGGCGUGUGGUCUUGUAAAGAACCUCGCAUUAUUAGCACAUAUUACAACUGAUGAGGAUACGCAGCCAAUAGAACGUCUUUGCCGUGACUUAGGCGUUGAAGAUGUUCUUCGUUUAUCUGGUCAUGAGAUAAACUCCCAACAGGCUUAUUUAGUUCUUUUGAAUGGUUUGAUUCUAGGCGUUCAUACCCGACCAAUAUCGUUGGUGAAAAAUCUACGAAGGCUAAGACGAAGAGGACUAGCAGGAGAAUUUGUAUCAUUUUAUUUGAACAAGGAACAGCGAGCUGUGCACAUUGCAACAGAUGGAGGCCGCGUUUGCCGUCCUCUCAUUAUUGUUGAUGAAAAAAAUGGGCUACCUCGACUCAAGCAAGAACACAUUGAGGGUUUAGCUCUUGGUACCCUAAAUGUCAGAGAUUUACUUGAACGAGGAAUUGUAGAGUAUGUUGAUUGCAAUGAAGAAAACAACACACUCAUCGCAGUGACGGAAAGAGACUUAGAGAUUGCUCGCAAGCAAGGGCUAGAAACUCGCAAAAUGCGGUACACACAUUUAGAGGUGGAUCCAUUUACUAUUCUUGGUGUCGUUGGUGGAAUCAUCCCAGUAAGUUAUAUUUUGAUUUACUUCAAAAUACAUAUUUGGUCAUGUAUGAUGAGAGUCACUGCCACUAACAGAAACUUUGUACUUCUCGCAGUAUCCGCACCACAACCAAGCCCCACGAAAUACAUACACUGUCGCGAUGAGUAAACAGGCAAUGGGAACUAUUGGAGUUAACGAAUACGAGAGAAUGGAUGGGUUGAUCUACACUCUCGUCUACCCUCAGAAACCACUUGUGAAGUCUCGAACGCUUGACUUAGUUGGCUUUGAUAAGAUCCCAGGUGGACAUAACACCUGCAUCGCAGUUAUGAGUUUCAGCGGGUACGAUAUUGAGGAUGCAGUUAUCCUUAGCAAAGCAAGUAUUGACCGCGGCUUUGGAAGGUGUAUAAUCCUCAAAAAGCACCAAACUAGUGUCCGAAGAUAUGCCAAUGGGUCGAUCGAUAGAACGUGUGGACCACCCGAUGUUAGCAAUUUUGCGGACGGGGAAGAUGAUAAACGGUAUACAAAGUAUAAGGCAAUAGACGAUGACGGAAUWUGUAUGGUGGGAGAAAAAAUGGAGGGUGGGUCCAUCAUGGUCAAUAAGGAAUCACCGGCAAACACCACUGGUGACAUCGGUGGAGCAGACCUUGGCAUGAACAUGGGCAUGUCGUCUGCRGUUAUGCAAUACAAACCAUCAGCGUUGUCUUAUCGAGGUCAGGUCCCAUCUCAUGUUGAUAAGGUCCUCAUCACCUCAAAUGAACAUGAGCAAUUCUUGAUCAAAGUGAUGCUUCGGCAAAUCAGAAGACCCGAAGUUGGAGACAAGUUUGCAUCUAGGCACGGUCAAAAAGGCGUUUGUGGUCUCAUUGUUCCACAAGAAGAUUUACCUUUCAAUGAUUUUGGUCACUCACCUGAUUUAAUCAUGAACCCGCAUGGUUUUCCAUCUCGGAUGACAGUUGGCAAGCUUUUAGAGCUCCUUGUUGGGAAAGCUGGAUUGUACGAAGGUCGUCAAGGCUACUCCUCUGCAUUCGGAGAAGAACAUGGCUCUGCGGACACUGCUGAAGCGACAGCGGAGGCUCUUCUUCGAAAUGGGCUGAACUACACAGGUAAAGACACUUUUUAUAGUGGUGCAAGUGGCGAGCCUCUGGACGCUUACGUCUUCUCGGGACCUGUGUUUUAUCAAAAGCUUAAGCACAUGGUUCUCGACAAAGCCCACGCUCGUGCGCGAGGGCCUCGUGCUGUAUUGACUAGACAGCCUACGGAAGGGCGAGCGCGCGAUGGAGGGCUACGAUUGGGAGAAAUGGAACGUGAUUGCCUCAUUGCAUACGGAGCUUCUAAUCUCAUAAUGGAGCGACUAAUGCACUCUUCUGAUGCAUUUUCGGCUAAUGUUUGUCUCAAGUGUGGUCUUCUUCAGUACGACGUAAGUUUACCGUUGUCUUCAAGUUGUUYGUCAUUAUGAAAAAUUGCGAAGCUAACGUAUUAUUUUUUGAUAUUCUUUAAUUCAGAAUUGGUGCCAGUACUGUAGAACUGGCGAAAAGGUCACUGAUAUU
Molecule: messenger RNA, 4109 nt
Organism: Pseudo-nitzschia multistriata
Lineage: Eukaryota; Bacillariophyta; Bacillariophyceae; Bacillariales; Bacillariaceae
Source: the annotation of a GenBank genome assembly